Penicillium waksmanii is the source of this 1203-nucleotide messenger RNA. RefSeq lists its product as uncharacterized. The record is from RefSeq and is a predicted model, not a curated record. Bases 1 to 1203 code for a protein of 400 amino acids. NCBI's taxonomy places the organism in Eukaryota, Fungi, Ascomycota, Eurotiomycetes, Eurotiales, Aspergillaceae. The transcript is spliced from 4 exons. Gene Ontology annotation, molecular function: oxidoreductase activity; FMN binding.
AUGACUAUCCACUACAUCAGCGGCGAAGAAUCCGACCUCUUCCGGCCUUUGGAUAUUUCCAAUGGUGCCCUCACUCUCCGCCACCGUAUCAUCCAUGCGCCUCUGACCCGUAACCGCGGGGUGCCUUUGAACCCUAUCAGUACUCCCGAGAAUCCUAAUCGUAUCUGGGUUCCUGGCGACCUCAUUGCCGAUUACUAUAGCCAGCGUGCCACUGAGGGUGGUCUUCUCAUCUCUGAGGGAAUUCCACCUUCACUCGAGGUACCUAUUCCCGUCCCGGGCCCUAUCCUACCUUACGAGCUCAGCAAUGGCAUGCCUGGUGUGCCUGGGCUUUUCACUCCCGAACAGGCCAAUGGCUGGAAGAAAGUCGUUCAAGCCAUGACCGGAUCACCCGCCGUCUGCCCCUCAGCCAGCGUGUGGGACUCUCCGACGGAAUGCUUUUCCCAUCCUCCCGUGGGAUCCACUGAGCCCGUCCCAUACGCCAAUCAUCCGCCUAUUGAAAUGUCCGUGGCGCAUAUCAAGCAGACCAUUCAAGACUAUUGCAAAGCGGCCAAGACAGCUAUGGAAAUUGGCUUUGAUGGCGUGGAGAUCCAUGGUGGAAAUGGAUACUUGCCUGAGCAAUUCCUUAGUUCGAAUGUCAACAAGCGGACCGAUGACUAUGGUGGUUCUCCUGAGAAGCGUUGCCAAUUUGUCUUCGAGUUGAUGGCCGAGGUUGCGAAGACCAUUGGCGAGCAGAACUUGGCAAUUCGCCUUUCGCCUUUCGGUCUGUUCAACCAGGCACGUGGAGAGCAACGUCUCGAAACCUGGACGCACCUUUGCGAGGGUCUGAAGAAGGAUCACCCUACCCUUUCUUACGUGAGCUUCGUUGAGCCGCGCUUCGAGCAAAUCUUCAGCGAAGAAGAGAAGGACACCUUCCUCCAGGGCUGGGGACUGAAGGAUGUGACUCUCGAUCGGUUCCGCAAGAUCUUUGGCUCCACCCCUUUCUUCUCCGCUGGAGGCUUCGAUGAUACCAACUCGUGGGGUGUUGUGGAAUCCGGAAAGUAUGACGGACUUCUUUACGGUCGUUACUUUAUCAGUAACCCAGAUCUGGUGCACCGUCUGGCCAAGGGGCUGCCUUUGACGCCUUAUGAUCGCACUCGCUUCUACGGGCCGUUUGAAGACAAUGUCUUCCACUACACGGACUACCCGACUGUUGAUAAGCAAUAG